Molecule: messenger RNA, 4005 nt
Organism: Menidia menidia (Atlantic silverside)
Lineage: Eukaryota; Metazoa; Chordata; Actinopteri; Atheriniformes; Atherinopsidae
Source: the annotation of a GenBank genome assembly
AUGUACACGACGGAGCGCAGGCGGAUGAGCCUGCACGAACUCAAAAGGAGGGAUCCAGUCUGGGUGUCCGCUGGAAGUUUGUGGCAGGACGCUCUGGCCCUAGAGCUGAGCACCGGGCCGGGGAAACCGGCCAUAUCGCCACGGAGCCGGACCAGGGCGGUGUCAGUGGCUUAUUUUGUCAAUGAGGACGCGUCAAAGGCUGAGGAGAACUUCUCUCUGAAAUGUCUGAAAGAAGCCUGCGCGGACGCGCACGCCACUCUCAAAACCAUUUCAUUCGAGAGAGUGUCUCUGGGUGCCACUGAUGUCCUGGAUAGUUUCUACAAUGCAGGCAACGCAAACUCACACCCCCCUGUUACUUGUUCUCCCCCAGAUGUGGCAGUGGUGGAAAUGUGUGACACUUUCUGCCAGCAUUCCAUUUUCUACCACCUUGGAGUGAGAGAAAGCUUCAGUAUGACAAAUAACAUCAUUCUGUAUUGUUACAAACAGAACAGCGAUCUCCAGGCUCUCAAGGAGCAGUGUGGGAGUCACACCUUCCUCCCGUACGUGGUGUCACCGCAGGGCAAAGUGUUUGCCUGCGAUGUCAAAACCAUGACGUGUAUCAAAGAGUUGAUACAGCCCGGCUUCCAGCUUGAGGCUUUCCUCAACCCGCUGGUAGAGAGGCUCGUGCAUCUGCUGAAUAACGUGCACAUCCAGUCCAGUGAGUACUUCCGGGAGUCGGUCAGGCAUGAGAUCCGCAUGGCACGGGAGAGGUUCAGUGGCCAAGCCCUGAGUCAGGAGUUGAGCCGCAUCCAGAAACGCUUGGAUAGCGUCGACAUGCUCUCUCCUGAUAUAGUCGUGGGCCUGUUGUUAUCCUACAGAGAUGUUCAGGACUAUGAUGCCAUGAUACAACUGGUGGAGAAUUUGAACAGCCUGCCAAUGUGUAUGGUAGCAAGGCAUCAGAAUAUCAAGUUUCACUACAUAUUUGCUUUAAACAGGAGAAAUCGCCCUGGAGACCGCGCAAAGGCUUUGGAAACAAUCUUGCCAAUUGUGGAGUCUGGAGUGAAGGUGGCAUCCGAUGUGUUCUGCUUGUGUGGACGGAUCUACAAAGACAUGUUCAUCAGCUCUGGGUUCACAGACAUCCGCAGCAGAGACCAGGCCUGCUAUUGGUAUGGAAAAGCGUUUGAGACGGAGCCAUCUCUUCAUUCGGGCAUCAACUGUGUGGUCAUCCUGAUGGCAGCUGGACACGAAUUUGAGACUUCUAUUGAGUUGCGAAAAAUAGGUGUGACCAUAAGCUCACUGCUCGGUCGAAAAGGUAGUUUGGAGAAGAUGAAGGACUACUGGGACGUAGGCUUCUAUCUCGGAGCAAACAUCCUCGCCGGAGAGCACAGGAAAGUCAUCGAGGCCUCAGAGAAGCUCUACAGACUGAAGGCCCCCAUUUGGUACAUUGCAUCAAUUAUGGAGACAUAUAUCUUAUACCGUCAGUUUGCCAAGUUUCCUGAAGUGAGAUCUCCCAAACAAGAUACAGUGGAUUUCUGGAUGGAGUUACUUUUGGAGACGUACAAACCCACCUUCUCAACAAACCGCUGCCCUGUGCUCAUUCUGGAGCCCAGUAAAGUCUUCCAGCCGGCUAUUGUGAGUGUGAGUGAGGAGAAUGAGAGCCGCACUGUUCAGCUCAGACAUGUGACACAUUUACAGAAAGGCCUACACCAGUGGACUUUUCCAGCAUCAGCAAUCCGGGGAGUGAGCGCAUCAAAGAUUGAUGAGCGAAGCUGCUUCCUGUAUGUCCACUACAACUCAGAUGACUUCCAGCUCUGCUUCCCCUCUGAGAUUCACUGUGAGAGAUUCUGCGAGUUGGUCAACUCCCUGCUUCAGCAGGCUCAAGAUUCUGCUCAGGACCCCGAACAUCUGUCUGCAGGGAUACUUGAGUACAUCUAUGAGACCAAUGAGAAUGGCGACAAAGUGGUUCUUGGGAAAGGGACGUAUGGCGUGGUGUACGCUGGAAGGGACGUGAGCAACCAAGUCCGCAUUGCCAUCAAGGAGAUUCCUGAGAAGGACAGCACAUAUUCCCAGCCCCUCCACGAGGAGAUAGCUCUGCACAAGAGGCUCAAGCACAGGAAUAUUGUCCAGUACCUUGGCUCUGUCAGUCAGGAUGGCUUCAUCAAGAUUUUUAUGGAAGAAGUACCUGGAGGGAGUUUGUCAUCUCUUCUGCGCUCCAAAUGGGGUCCUCUGAAAGACAACGAAGCCACCGUCAUUUUCUACACCAAACAAAUACUCGAAGGGCUGAAAUACCUUCAUGAUAAUCAGAUAGUCCACAGAGACAUAAAGGGUGACAAUGUACUGAUCAACACCUACAGUGGGGUUCUGAAAAUUUCUGACUUUGGAACAUCUAAACGCUUGGCAGGGAUUAACCCAUGCACCGAGACAUUUACCGGAACUCUCCAGUACAUGGCCCCUGAGAUAAUAGACCAAGGACCUCGUGGCUAUGGGAGGCCAGCAGAUAUCUGGUCUCUGGGAUGCACCAUCAUAGAAAUGGCAACAGGAAAAACACCAUUCCAUGAGUUGGGAAGUCCUCAGGCAGCAAUGUUCAAGGUGGGCAUGUUUAAGAUCCACCCCAAGGUUCCUGAGUGUAUGUCCGAUGAGGCCAAAGCCUUCAUCAUGAACUGUUUCGUGCCAAACCCGGACGAACGAGCUACAGCUGCUCAGCUGCUGAAUGACGCUUUUCUCAAGUCGUCCCCGAGGAAAAAGGCCAGAGCUGCUCAGGACUCAGAACCCAAUGAGUCAGUGUUUUCUGCUGACUAUCACCGCAGCCUUUCAGUGCCCAUCUCCAUCCUUGUGGAGGACACGGAUUCAUACUCGGACUCAGUUGACUUGUCUUAUUCUCUUGACCUGAGAAGGUACCAACCCAACGAAGAGUUCUCAGAGAGCCCACCAACCACCAGCUCCCUUUCAGUUCCAGAUGAGUCUGUGUCAGACAUGAGCAGUCCAGCCUCAACGGAUGAGAAUAUCAGCCUAUUUAUGCUGCGAAAGGACAGUGAGAGGAGGGCGACUCUGCACAGAGUCCUCACCGACUACGUCAGUAACGUUGUCUCUAACAUACAGCAGUCUGUGCCUCAGUAUGACGAAGGAUCAACGCUUACAGCCGACCACAUCACUGUGCUUAUCACCUGCUUACGGGACAACAUCCGCUCUCCAGACAGACAACAGCUAACCAGUGGCCUGCUAGAGCUUCGCUCUACUCUUCUAGCAUGUGAUGUUCCUCUGAAAGACCUGCAGGCGGUGCUCUUUAACUUCCAGGAAGCAGUGAAUAAGGUUCUGAAGAGGCAACAGGUCAAACCUCACUGGAUGUUUGCUUUGGACAACCUUCUCAGACAGGCGGUACAGGAUGCCCUAACUGUCCUGCUGCCAGAACUGAAGCUCCAGCUGCAGUCCUCAUUUGAGGUUGAGGAGAGCAUUCCAGAGGAGCAGCCUUCUGACCCAGACACCCCUGUAGUUCCCGUCCCCGACCUGCUGAUGGCGCCAACAGACUCAGACAUGAAUGAUACUGAGUCUUCCUCGAUACCCAGAUUUCCUACUGACAUCAUACUCAACGACAACUUUCCCCAAAGCAAGAAGCUGAGAGAUCUGCGAAUUGAGACGAGGAGACUGCUGAGUCAGCUGAGUGACAAGGAGCAAGAGUACCAGGACCUACUGAGGAACUCUCUUCAGAGGAAACAGGAACAGAUAGAUGAACUGAGGAAAACAACUGUUAUUCAAGGUGGUGAGCUGGCCUCACAAAAAAGAUGUAAUCCAGAGAACAGGGCUUUAGUUUGCUGGCUCAAGUCUGUUCCUGUGGAUCAAGACACUAUCGAUAAGCUGCUCGCUCAUGAAUUCACCUUGGACUGUCUCCUCUCCAUGGCCUCCAGGGACGACUUGAUGUACUGUAGAUUAAGAGGUGGCAUGCUGUGUCGAAUCUGGGCAGCCAUCACCGCUCGCCGAAAGACCUCACUCAGCACACACAACGAAGAGUCUGAAGACACUCUUCUCUAA